This is a messenger RNA of Lasiosphaeria miniovina, 429 nucleotides long. RefSeq lists its product as uncharacterized. The transcript is spliced from 2 exons. Gene Ontology annotation, cellular component: nucleus. Gene Ontology annotation, biological process: regulation of transcription by RNA polymerase II. The record is from RefSeq and is a predicted model, not a curated record. Bases 1 to 429 code for a protein of 142 amino acids. NCBI's taxonomy places the organism in Eukaryota, Fungi, Ascomycota, Sordariomycetes, Sordariales, Lasiosphaeriaceae.
AUGUUUCUAGACAAGCCCCCGGACGACACCACGGCACCAUUUCAGUCUCCUCAGUCUCCUCCUCUACGCCAUCGUACGGGACCAGGCAACACAAUCGUUUGCAUUGAAGGCUCCUGUGCUCGAAACCCAAAGACAUUUACAAAGGCCGGGGAAAAGCACACUAAGAAACACACCCUCCCGUACCUGUGUCCUGUUGACGGCUGCCCCCGGGGCGUUCUGGGUGCAGGCUUUUACCAACGCCGGGAUAGAAACAAACACCGUGAUAGCCACUCGGCAGCCGCGUCGUUCCGUUGUCCGGUCGAGGGCUGUGACAGCACCGCGACAAGAGACUACAAUAUGGUCCGGCAUAUGAAGGACCAACACAAGAUCAAGAUCAAGAAGGCCGACUUGCACGCCUCUGCCAUCGUCCGUAGUCGUCACCAACGGUAG